Messenger RNA from Ostreococcus tauri, 399 nucleotides. Its product is annotated as unnamed product. The record is from RefSeq and is a predicted model, not a curated record. The transcript has a single exon. The coding region runs from base 1 to 399 and encodes 132 amino acids. Lineage: Eukaryota; Viridiplantae; Chlorophyta; Mamiellophyceae; Mamiellales; Bathycoccaceae.
AUGGCGUCGGUCGCGCUCGCGCUCGCCGUGACGCUCUCGAGCGCGUGGCCGGACGCCGCGCACGCGCGAUUGAACGCGAACGAACUGAACCGGAUGAAGAGUGGGCAGAACGACGCGUACGCGGAGAUGAUGCGACAGAUGGAGGCGGAGAAGGCGAAGGAUGGGAACGGCGGGGGGUCGCUGAGCGCGGAGUCGUUGUUCAAGCAAGGCGGCGGCGCGUGCGGCGACGGGUACGAGUUGCGGGUGCAGAAGGUCCUGGGAGCGUCGUGCGUGUGCGUGAGCGACACGUGUAAUCGCGAGGAAGCGCGGUCGGAGUACGAGCGGUCGUUUGGGAAACAAACGGAGGAGGAGCGGGGAGACGGCGGAGGAGGUAUCAAGUUUACGUUUGCCACAGAUUAG